AUGGCGCCGGUAUGGCCAGGGCUCGAGAAACCGAAAGAAUUGGGAGGCAAAAAGAAAAUGGCGCGGGUAUGGCCAGGGCUAGAGAAGUCGAAAGAUUUGGUCGAUGCAAAGGGCAAUGAGAUACGCCAAUACAAUUGUUUUGUGGUUGAGUUCCCAUCAGUUUCUUUCUAA
This is a messenger RNA of Prunus armeniaca (apricot), 171 nucleotides long. NCBI's taxonomy places the organism in Eukaryota, Viridiplantae, Streptophyta, Magnoliopsida, Rosales, Rosaceae. The record is from the annotation of a GenBank genome assembly.